Messenger RNA from Bursaphelenchus xylophilus (pine wood nematode), 921 nucleotides. NCBI's taxonomy places the organism in Eukaryota, Metazoa, Nematoda, Chromadorea, Rhabditida, Aphelenchoididae. The record is from the annotation of a GenBank genome assembly.
AUGGCAACCGAAGUGGUUGUAGAGCAAGAUCAGGCCAGCUCUUGUAGCACCAGGAUCAGCGACUUUGACCUGGACAGUCUCAGCAGCAUCCUGACCGAAUUUGAUGACAUUCUUGAGAGAAAAGUUGAGCUUCCGCCGAUGGAAGAGUUCCUGAUGACCGUCCAGGACCAGUCUAUUCAUCUGAGGGAUUGGUUGAAAUUGGAAAACCGACUCAACACUUUCGUUGAUUGGCCUUAUGAUGAUGUGCAAGGUGCGGUCUGUACUUCCGAGAAGGUAAGUUAUAUGAAUAUCGGAUCUUUAACACAGUCUUUUAUUGGCAUAGAGAAGAUUUAGAAUUAAUUUUUUUCAUGUCAUGGCCACAAAAUCAAACAUUAUGAGUUUAUUUUACACCAAUUUACCCAUCUCCUUGCAGUUGGCGCUCUCUGGAUUUAUGAUGACCAGCAGCGAACAAUUUUGCGCCAAAUGUAUUCUCUGUGAUCUUGAGCUGUGCUUGGCCAAGUCCAACCCUCCUUCCGAACGUCAUCUGGCCUACAGACCCAACUGUUUGUUGGCCAACAUGAAGAAGUCGGAAAAGGAAUUUUUGGUCAGCGAUGUUGUGGAUUUGUGCAUCGAUCGAGUUCAUCAUCACAAUGUAAGUUCCAUAUUCUCCAACUUUUACAUUCUGUUGAGAUUUUCGUAAGAUUAAUUUUAUUUUUUCAGUAUCCCGACAUCAAGAUCGAAGCCCUUCAAGAUCUCUGGCUCCAGACACCGCCCGCUUUUCAAUUGGACCGUAAAGUGAUGGAUAUUUAUUUGGGAAACGCCUCAGGCGCUAUCAGUGACGCCAUUGAGGAUAUUUCAUCUCGCUACAGUACCUUUGACUGCGAGGAAUCUUCGUUCCCGACUUUAAUUUCGGAUGAGAUUUUUCUCAGCUCGGAGGACUGA